CGACACCGACGACGCUAAGCUUCUCUAUCACACAUCUCAGAGCUACUGGGAUUUGAGAGAGAGAGAGAGAGAGAGAGAGAGAGAGAGAGGCUCCGGCCGGCGGAGGAGAGCUAGGGUUUGGCCAUGGACGCUUUCGUGUUUGAUGAAUCGGAGAACAGCGGAGCUGGAGCUGGAGCUGGAGGGACUAAAACUAAAAAGGAGAAGAAGGCAAAGGGAUGUUUAGUUGGAAGUGCAAGGAAGACGCUUGGUGAUAUAAGUAACAUUCAGCAGCGGCCAAAUAAGCAAGCUAUCCAGCAUGUGAACCAGCAAUUUGAUUCACUUACUACCAAGAAGUAUGUUGAGAAUCUAACCAAGGAAAAUGUGGCACUGAUGAAACUUCUUUCAGACAGAAAUAAAGUCAUUGAAUUGAGCAGAACAGAGUUAGAGAACUUGAGAGCCCAUCUUGAGAAAGUACAGCAACAGAAUUCUCAACUUGCCCAUGCAAACAGCCAGAUGUUGGCGGAAGUCACUUCAAGUCGAGAUAGGCUAAGGAUACUUCAACAUGCACUUGGAUGCCAAAAUGCCUUGCUCAAAGUGAGGAAAGUGGAGGAAAAGGAGAACGCCAAACAAGUAAGAAAUCAAAAUACGACAAAUGAGAAGGUACGUUCAGCUCGGUGUGUUGAGCCAGGGGAAUCCUCACAAGCUGUCAAGGAACAUUUUAAUACGAACAGGAAACGCCAACCACAAAAUCUAGCAUUAGGCCCUCCUAUUGUUGAAGUUGUCCAAAACAACGAGAAGGCUGACAACAAAAGACGCUUGAGAAGGCAAUCUGCAAUCUUUGAAACCGAAGACCAGGAAACAACUGAAGACUCGUUUGAGAUUAAAGAUGACAAUAAAAGAUGGUUGAGAAGGCAAUUGGCAAGUGCUAAAACUGAAGAACUACAAGCAAGUGAAGACUUGUCUGAGAGUAAAAAUGAGAACAAAAGAAGUUUGAGAAGGCAAUCUGCAAGGUUUAAAACUGAAGAGCCAGAAGUAACUGAAGAAACAAAAGUUACUGAGGACUUAUCUGAGAUCAAUGAUGAUAAUUUUCCUGUUUCUCUUUUGCAUAAUGAUGGGGUUCAUGAAAGUGAUUCAACAUGUCCAUUAGUAAAAAAGGAGGAUGGGGGAAGAUCUGAAGAACAAGAAUUUCAAAGAUCAUCUAUAAGGCCACUGCGCCGAGCAGCUGAGAAGGUUAAGUCAUACAAGGAAAUUCCAAUUAAUGUGAAGAUGCGCCAAGGUUAAGUCAUUCUCAAAUUAACACGACAUUAUUCUGCAGCAGAGAAAGUAAAUAGGCAAUGUCCAUGUCCUGUGUUAUGUGCUUUUUAGUGUAGCUGCAUUAUGCUACUACUUCCUUUCCAGGACAGAUGCUUCUAACGAUGUAAAGAUUGAAGAUGAUAGUUGAUAGAUGAUUUGUUCAUUCAUAAUAUUGAAACAAGCUAAGCACUGAUAACACAACUCAGUUGUUAUACAUCUGAGUCAGAUUUUC
Messenger RNA from Rosa chinensis, 1504 nucleotides. Its product is annotated as SHUGOSHIN 2. The coding region runs from base 124 to 1260 and encodes 378 amino acids. Gene Ontology annotation, cellular component: chromosome, centromeric region; nucleus. Gene Ontology annotation, biological process: maintenance of meiotic sister chromatid cohesion; meiotic sister chromatid segregation. The record is from RefSeq and is a predicted model, not a curated record. Lineage: Eukaryota; Viridiplantae; Streptophyta; Magnoliopsida; Rosales; Rosaceae. The transcript has 12 exons.